AUGGACGAAGCUGAGCAGCAAGUAGAGAACCAACAUCUUCUCCCACUGCUAGAAGCUCUGAAGAAAGCUUCUAAAGACCUACAAAGCAACCCCAUUUCAAUUAUAUACAACAAUUACGAUAUAAGCACCGCCAUUGAAGCUCUUCUAGAGCUCGGAACCAAAGCCGACCCCGUUAUUUCCGUAGACCCAAGUCUCUUCAAGCUCAAUCAGUUGCUCAGCAACCUCAAAACCCUUUUCGAAAAGCUCGAAAAACUGCAGGGCUAUGGCCUCCGGUCCCUCCUCCACCGCCAAAUCACCAAUUACAAAAUUUCCCAAAUUGGGUACGCCAUGGAAGCAGAGAUUCAAGCGUACGUAGAUCAGAAAGAUGUUCAAAGUUUUGUGAAAACUAUGGAAGAGUCUGUCGAAGACGAUAAAAAGGUGAAGGCUUUGAUGGGUUUAGAGAACAGGUUGGGCCAAGGGUUUGAUAAACAGUAUCAGCAAUUAAUUUUGAGAGCAAAGGUAUUUUCUUUUCUUGAAUUUAUGGUUUGUGACUCAAAGUUUUCGAAUUGGGUUCGAGACCAAGCUGCUCUUGCUGUUCUUGAUCUGGUUAAAUUCAAUAAGGAUGUUUUUGUGGGAUUGGUGCUGAUGGGUCCGAUUAUUAGAGCUUUAAUUCAAAUGGGUUCAUCUUGUUCGAUUCAAGUCCUCACUGGACUAGUCAAAAUCAUCAGAACCCCUCUGGUUGAUGACAUCAAUGGAGAAAUCCCAAGAAUUAUCAGCCUCCUGGGCUCUGAAGACUUGUCAACUAAAGUGGCAGCCAUGAAUUGCAUUCUUGAAAUUGCGUUUUUGGGCAGAGAGGAAGUGAUUGGUUCAAUGCUUGAAGAGGAUCUGAUCAAGAAGCUUAUGGGUUUGCAGAGAUUGGAGGUGGGUUUGCAGUCCAAUGUGGAAGAAAAUGGAAGUGUUUUUGUGGAGGAGAGAGAGCCAAAAAUGGAGGAAAGUGUGGAGAAAUUUCCAUUUUCAAGGUGUGUGGCAAGUUUUGCAGUGCAAGUGGAAGUUGGAGAAGGAUUGGAGCAGAGUGAGAAAAGAGCUUUUAAAUUGGAAAUACUGAAGAGAGUGAGAGAGGCCUCUGUUUCUGAUGCAGAGGCAGCUACUGUUGUUGCAGAGGUGCUGUGGGGUUCUUCACCUUGA
Molecule: messenger RNA, 1164 nt
Organism: Prunus armeniaca (apricot)
Lineage: Eukaryota; Viridiplantae; Streptophyta; Magnoliopsida; Rosales; Rosaceae
Source: the annotation of a GenBank genome assembly